Molecule: messenger RNA, 2048 nt
Organism: Camellia sinensis
Lineage: Eukaryota; Viridiplantae; Streptophyta; Magnoliopsida; Ericales; Theaceae
Product: protease Do-like 10, mitochondrial
Biological process (GO): proteolysis
Molecular function (GO): serine-type endopeptidase activity; protein binding
Source: RefSeq, a predicted model, not a curated record
ACGUCAGUGUAAUUUACUUUUCUAUUACUCGGCGCCUAAAAAAGAACCUAAAAAAAAAUGCAGCAGAGACAGACAGACAGCAAACCGGGACGGGGCAGAGAGCGAUGCUGAGAUCAAGCCUACGUGCGGUUCGCAGGCUGUCUUCGUCCUACCCUGUACUCCACCUCCGUGCGGUUCGCAGGCUGUCUCCCCUCCUCUCUCUUCCAUUCGAAACCAAAACCCUUGUCUCUCCUCCGCCGCCAUUCAAGUAUUAUUCCAGCUAUCACCAUGAUAACCACCACAGCUCCGCCGCCGCCGCCGGAGGAGAAUCAGCAGUGUGUGAUGAUGCUGAGCUGCAGCCUACUAGCACCACAGCUAGGACUCCUUCUAUAGACUCGUAUGCGGCAAUAGAGCUGGCCCUAGAUUCAGUGGUGAAGAUUUUCACUGUUUCCAGCAGCCCCAAUUACUUCCUUCCCUGGCAGAACAAGUCUCAGCGCGAAACUAUGGGUUCUGGAUUCGUUAUCCCUGGUCAGAGGAUACUGACAAAUGCUCAUGUAGUGGCUGAUCAUACAUUUGUACUUGUAAGAAAGCAUGGUUCUCCUAACAAGUAUAGAGCAGAAGUUCAAGCUAUUGGACAUGAAUGUGACUUGGCCAUUCUGACUGUUAAUAGUAAAGAAUUUUGGGAGGGUAUGAAUUCUUUGGAGCUUGGUGACAUUCCAUUUCUUCAAGAAGCUGUUGCUGUUGUUGGUUAUCCUCAAGGAGGGGACAAUAUUUCUGUUACUAAAGGUGUUGUGUCCCGAGUUGAGCCUACACAAUAUGUACAUGGUGCAACCCAGCUGAUGGCAAUACAGAUUGAUGCGGCUAUAAAUCCAGGGAAUAGUGGAGGCCCAGCAAUCAUGGGGAACAAGGUUGCUGGGGUAGCUUUUCAAAACCUUUCAGGUGCAGAGAACAUUGGUUAUAUAAUACCUGUCCCUGUCAUAAAACAUUUUAUAGCUGGUGUGGAAGAAAGUGGUGAUUAUGUUGGGUUCUGCUCUUUGGGGUUGUCCUGCCAACCUACUGAAAAUGUUCAACUACGAGAACACUUCAGAAUGAGCUCUGAAAUGACUGGUGUACUUGUGACCAAAAUUAAUAUACUUUCUGAUGCACACAGUGUCCUGAAAAAGGAUGAUAUUAUCCUUACAUUUGAUGGUGUGCCCAUAGGAAAUGAUGGAACCGUUCCUUUCAGAAAUAGAGAGCGGAUAACCUUUGAUCAUCUAGUCUCUAUGAAAAAACCCAAUGAAACAGCUGAAGUUAGAAUAUUAAGGAAUGGUGAAGAGCACAAGCUCAGUGUCACCUGUCGUCCUUUGCAGCCCCUAGUUCCAGUUCAUCAGUUUGAUAAGCUUCCUUCUUAUUUCAUUUUUGCGGGACUGGUCUUUAUUCCAUUGACCCAGCCAUACCUUCAUGAGUAUGGAGAAGACUGGUAUAAUACUUCACCCCGUCGAUUAUGUGAACGAGCACUGAGAGAACUUCCUAAAAAAGCCGGUGAACAACUUGUCAUUCUGUCUCAGGUUCUUAUGGAUGACAUCAGUGCAGGGUACGAGCGUCUUGCUGAAUUACAGGUAAAGAAAGUGAAUGGGGUGGAGGUAGAGAAUUUGAAACAUUUACGGUGCCUAGUGGAAGAGUGUACGGAAGAGUUCUUGAGGUUUGAUUUGGAUGACGAGAGAGUAAUUGUGUUGAACUAUGAAUCAGCAAAAAUAGCCACUUCUCGGAUAUUGAGGCGUCAUAGAAUACCUUCUGCGGUCUCUGCUGAUCUUAUCAACGAAGUGAAGGAGGACGAUGACUCCAAAGUUGAGUUGGCUUGCUUGAACUGAGUUUUCUUUCUUUCUUUUUCCUUUUUUUUUUUUAAAAAAAAUUUGUUGAAAUUUUGAUUAAAUUAAUGUAUCAUUUAUCUUGUUUUUUACUCUUCUUUUUAUUUAUUUAUUUAUUUUUGAUCUAUUAGAAUGGCACCAUUUUCAGAAUUAACUAGCCAUGGCCCUGGAUUGUUUGUAAUCCUAUUAAUAAAAACUUCUUACACAAUAUUGUUUGUAGAA